This is a messenger RNA of Diorhabda sublineata, 5014 nucleotides long. RefSeq names its product guanine nucleotide-binding protein subunit beta-1 (gene Gbeta13F). Bases 313 to 1335 code for a protein of 340 amino acids. The transcript is spliced from 6 exons. Gene Ontology annotation, molecular function: protein binding; signaling receptor complex adaptor activity. Gene Ontology annotation, cellular component: cytoplasm; heterotrimeric G-protein complex. Gene Ontology annotation, biological process: G protein-coupled receptor signaling pathway. The record is from RefSeq and is a predicted model, not a curated record. NCBI's taxonomy places the organism in Eukaryota, Metazoa, Arthropoda, Insecta, Coleoptera, Chrysomelidae.
AUAAUCGUUACGAUAGAUAGACGAGAAGGGACGGUACCGGUCGUAUUCACCGCGCCCAAGGAAAGAUAGUGGCGAAAAAUUCAGUGAUAAUUGGAAUAUUAGUGUACAAAUUGUGCGUGUUAUGCGUUAUUAUCUAUGAGACCUUAAAAAACAAAUUCUACAUGAAUAUUAGGAGUGGACAAUAUAUUUUCUAUGCAUGUAAACCGAUGUGGUUGUGAUUUUCCGAGCAUUAUUGGAUAGUUAUAUAGGUGAUUGGCGUAGGACGGUGUAGAACUUUGGAAAGAGGAAUAAACUUGUUUAGUGUCAAACAGUAUGAACGAAUUGGAUUCUCUUAGGCAAGAAGCUGAAACUCUUAAAAAUGCAAUCAGAGAUGCCCGCAAAGCGGCUUGUGACACAUCACUGGUGCAGGCAACUGCCAGUCUUGAACCAAUUGGUCGGGUGCAGAUGCGAACUAGGCGCACUCUCAGAGGCCAUUUGGCAAAGAUUUAUGCUAUGCAUUGGGGUUCAGACUCGAGAAAUCUUGUUUCCGCAUCACAGGAUGGUAAACUUAUUGUAUGGGACAGUCACACCACAAAUAAGGUACAUGCAAUCCCCCUUAGAUCAUCAUGGGUGAUGACUUGUGCUUAUGCACCAUCUGGCAACUUUGUUGCUUGUGGUGGUUUAGAUAAUAUAUGCUCUAUCUAUAGCCUAAAGACUAGAGAAGGCAAUGUGCGAGUAAGCCGAGAAUUGCCUGGCCAUACAGGUUAUCUUUCUUGCUGCCGUUUCUUAGAUGAUAACCAGAUAGUUACUAGCUCGGGAGAUAUGUCUUGCGCGCUUUGGGAUAUUGAAACUGGGCAACAAGUCACUUCAUUCUUAGGACAUACGGGGGAUGUUAUGUCUCUAUCUUUGUCUCCAGAUAUGCGCACAUUUGUAUCAGGGGCAUGUGACGCUUCAGCAAAACUUUGGGAUAUUCGAGAAGGUCUUUGCAAACAGACAUUUCCAGGCCACGAAUCCGACAUCAACGCCGUUACGUUUUUCCCCAAUGGUUUCGCCUUUGCUACUGGGAGCGAUGAUGCUACAUGCAGAUUGUUCGACAUUAGAGCAGACCAAGAAUUGGCCAUGUAUAGCCAUGAUAACAUUAUUUGUGGUAUUACUAGCGUCGCAUUUAGCAAAUCUGGAAGAUUAUUGCUUGCUGGAUAUGACGAUUUCAAUUGUAAUGUAUGGGACUCUAUGAAAACAGAAAGAGCAGGAAUAUUAGCUGGUCAUGAUAAUCGCGUUAGUUGUUUAGGAGUAACAGAUAAUGGAAUGGCAGUGGGGACAGGUUCUUGGGACAGUUUCCUACGCAUUUGGAAUUAGAGAGUGAUGCCAAAAAAACAUCAAAUUUCUCACCUGCAUCACAAUAUACGUUAAAUUGCAUUUAUUCAGAUCGAAACUUUUUUUAUUUUAAGUGUACUAUAUAUAUAGUUCUAUUUUUUCAAUAUCAAUUGCAUUUUUAUUAUCUUAUUUCCGUUAAUAGCAUAAAUGUGUCUAGCUUUGUGAUUGUAUUUCUUUAGUUGAUAAGUUGUUAUUUUCCGUGAAAUUUUUGCAAGUUUAGGCGCUAGCCCAUGUAUGUUGUGUAUAGUAUUUAAUAUCGUUUAAGUUAAUCAGUAUUUUUUCUGUUACUUGUUGAUGUAGGUGAGAAAUGGAAGAUAUUGGUUGUUUGGUAUAGUGUACCAUUUUUCAUUUUGGUUAGUUCCAAGUACAAAAAUAUGACCAAGCUAGUUAAAAAGUACCGUACUUUAUCCUGAACUGUUUUUAUACAGUUGAGCCAGUUUCUCGGUCACUCUUUCUCCAAAAAAGGCCAGCUGCGUAAAAACUUCCUUUGAUGAAGAACAAAAAAGUAAAACAAAUCUGCUUUAGAACAAAACGGAUGGCAGAUUCAACACAAAACUAGUCCUACAAAUUUUAACCAAAUGUUGAAAGUGUGCCAUAAUCUCAACGUCACAAAUAAAUGUGAAGACCAAUAAUCGUCGAGUAGAUUGUGGCGUGGUUCCUUUGUUGAACAACAGGCAGAUUAUGAAUCAAAUAGUUUGAGAUACUGCCUAUAAAUUUUUUGGAAAGAACAGUGUUCCAUUUUGCUAUACUUUUUUUAUUUACCUCAGUGUUUUUUCUAUGACAUCGCAAUUCUGUACAUAUAUGUUCCUCUGAUGAUGUUUUUGUCUUGUUUCUUAGGAAUCUUAAGAUUUUAUCAUCCCCCACGUGACUAUAUAGCUUCAGCUUGAAUGUAAGUGGUAUGAACAUUUUUUUAAAGCUACAUUUCACUUGAUUUUUUUUUAAAUUUUGAUUGCACAAGUAUAUAUAAUAUGGUAUAUCUCCCGUGAUAUUUUUAACGUCUUUUUAUAAAAUUUCAUACCGUAUCGCGGGGCAUAUUGCCUUUAAAACUAAAUGUAUAAUUAUUUUAAAUUAUUUAUUCGAGUAUGUAAGUGAGAGCAUGAGAACAAGUAAUUGUAUGAUUGAACGACUACUGAGUAGGGUUUAAUAAGAUCUGCUUUAAAAUCACAAAUACUUUAUGCAACAGACAACAAUUUAUUUUAUAAUACUUGGAUAUAUCACAAAUUCAAAAGAAUAAUGAUAUAAACAAUACUUUUUUGUUUCGGUGAUAGAAAACGUCACCAUUCUAGAAUUUGUUCUGUGGUUUAGUGAACACAAAUCUUUUUGAACGAAUGAAUCUUUCUACUGUAUAUCUUGAUUAUAUGAAUGGGUGAUUCUCACUUAUCAGUUCCAUUAAAAAAGCUUUUCUCUUUAGAAUAUUCUCCAUCUACCUCUCUUGAGGAUUAGCAUUAUAAAAAAAUUCUCCCUAUCUACCUUCAUGAAAUGCAUAAUGUUGGGAUUAUGGAUUAAGUAACUGUGUAUCUAUGAAAAAUAAUUAAAUACGUUAAUAAUAGAAAAAUCAUUUUAUUUCUAUCAAAGCUUCUGAGGUAUGUCCUUACAAUGUUAAGAAUCGGAGAUAAAUAACUACUUACAAUUAUUGUACUAUGGUUGUCCCUUAACUUAUAUAUUUCUUAUAUAUAUAGUACUAAAAUAUAUUCGUUCACAAGGUUAAAACUGUGUUUAAAAUGGGAAACUUCACUUCCAAAAUUAUUUUAAGUUUAAAAAUGUGAAAGUAUAAUAUCUUAAAAGAGAGGAUUUUUUAAAAGAGAGAAAGGAUUUUUGCACUCAAUAUUCCCAUACAUAAUAAAGGAAGUUUAAAAAUUAACGCAAGAUUUGAAUUAAAUAUAAAACAGUUAUUAUUUUUUAGAUUGUACAUGUUAUAGUACAUCAUCAAAUGACCUUUACUUUUCUGCCACAUACGCACGCAUUUAUCGAUAUUUUUCCUGAGCUUCCUGCAUAAUUAUGACUGAAUUUCAUUAAUACAGCAUUUAUUCACUCAUGUAUUGCACAGAUAGUUGUGGGCUUGUUGUCAACAUAAACCUUCACGUUCAAAUAAUUAAAUUUUGAUUAAGAAUUGUAUCGUGGUAUCGAUAGGCCAGUAUUGAUUGCUCCUUGACUUCUUAUGGGUUCCUUUAACUCUAAAUUCGUCAAUUUAGGCAAUUAACACAGCCACCAAGAAUAAAAUGUGUAUGGAUGAUUUUGUUCAAAAAAUAAACAUUCACUUGUUGAUGUUUUAUAAUGUAUUCCACAAACCCUUUUUACUGCCCAAGAAAAUAAGGCUUUAGUUUUAUUUUGAGAAACAAAAAUUUUAUGGGUAUGCACUGUAAAGAACUUGGUGGAAUAUUUAUUUUUCAAGACUCGGGUAAUGACUUUUCGUCGCUUAGCAUAUUGAACUGAUCCAAUCUCAUCGAAUUAUUCAGUUACUCUUUUCCGAGUUUGCGAGAUUAAACACUAUUAACAACCAUAUGAAAUUUUUGCACUGAGUUCGCCAAAAUUCGUUAUUGUUAAUAUAUUGGUCAAUAAUGAGAACAAGUUGCAACAUGUAACAUUUUUACUAAUCCCAAACUCUUAACUGUCAUAUUCUUAGGGUUGUCAAGAGUGAUACAAAUAGGGCACUCUAACUACUAGUGCAGAAAGUUUUGCACCAAUACAAUAAAAUACUACUACUUGAAUGAAAUUUCAUACUUAAAAGACAACCACCAGCUAAAUUUUAUUCUGGUUGUAAGAGAAAGAUUAUUUUUGAGAAGCCAUAUAUCUUUUAAGUUUGCUACAUCAUUUUUCGUUUAAAUCGUUGUUCUACUAUAAUACGAUAUAUCCAUCCAAAUAUUAAGGGCUCAAAAUUGUUUUCGGUAGCAUAAAAGGCACUAUGUAUGUUGUAAACUUUCAAGUAAUAACAUAUUUUUGCAGGACACUCACUGUUCUAUAAAUUUACGUGGAUAACAUUUUGUUAAUGAUGUCAAAUUGUUAAACACUUUUCCUGUGUAGCACAGGUAAUCCAAAUAUUUAUAGGAAAUUCGUCCUGUAAAGUCUUGGAUGAGAAAGAAAGGAAACAGCAGAAUGAUUUGUGAUUUUGCGUUUCUUCUGUAUAUCACUAAUCCGCCUAAUCUGGAAUUUCCUUUUUUUAUUAGUGAAAUUCUGAGGUUAGAACCGCUCCGAGUCGUGAAUGAAUGUUUUUAUAUUAAUAGGAAAAUACCACAGACAAGAUAAUAUAUAACUGAAAAAUCUGUUAAAUCAUUGCCUUUUAUAAUUUCAAUUUUUCAGGGCACAAUUUUAAAGCAUUGAUGUAGCAUUUUGAUUUCCCUUGAGCUGUCUUAGACUUCUGUAAAGCUAUUACUGCUCUUUGUUUAAUGGCGGUAACUAGCUGGAGGCACAAAUUUUAUUCUAAAUAUUCAUUGAAUACGGCAUAUAUUUUUGAUUUGUUGUUGCAUUAUAUAAAUAUACAUCUAAACUGGGAAAUAUCUACCGGAUAGGUGAUUGUGCAGUUUUUUCAAAAUGUAGUUUAGAAUUGUCAUUUUUUUAUUGUUAAUGAUUUACAAGCGUAUGGUGUAUGAAUACUAUAGCAACAUAUAUGUUAUAUUGUAAUGUACCUAAUAAAAUAAUUUAAACAUAAAUGUGUUAAUGAUUU